GACAAGUUGCCUUCGCUCCAAGCAGUUUGGGAGAGGGAGCUGAGAGCAGCCGAGAAUCGCAGCUCCGUGCAGUCUCAGAGAGGGAAUUGUACUGCUCAGCACCAGCUGCAGAGUGACAAAUAAUAUAAACACCAAGCCGGAGAGGAAGAGCGAGUCACAGGGAGCGAGCCUUGUCUGUCUGUGUGUGUGUGCCUGUGUGUGUGUGUGUGCCUGUGUGUGAUCUCUACACCUCCCCUCCCAUUCCCUCAGAAUCCCAGUUUUCAGCUGGAGAAGUGCUUCCUUCACAGGGCUAAGACACUUGGCAAACUUUCCGAACAGGAUUUACACCUUUGUCUUUUCGAGGGUUAGAGCCCGAGCAAGAGGGGGGAAGCAGCCCAUUUCGAGCCUGUGCCAGCCACCAUGAGGAACAGCAUCCUCCUCCUGCCAUGCCUCCUGGUCUGCUGUUUGGCCUUGCCCUUCCAGCAGCAUGGCUUCCUCGAUUUCAUCGACGACUUGACAGGCAUGCAGAACGAUGAGGGGUCAGCCAUCGAGGAGCUGCCGGUGCCAGACAGCACCCCGGCACCCCAGCCGCCAUUCGUCCCACCACAGCCCCGUGGCCCAUAUGAGCCCAUGCACUGCCCCUUUGCCUGUCAGUGCAACAGACGGGUACUCCAGUGCUCAGAUCUCGGCCUGAAGGAAGUCCCAGCCAAUAUACCAACGGAAAUGAGCCUUGUCGAUCUGCAAAACAACAAAAUCACGGAGAUCAAAGAGAAGGACUUCAAGGGUCUGAGGAACCUUUAUGCUCUCUAUCUGGUCAAUAACAAGAUCAGUAAGGUUCAUCCUAAGGCCUUCCUGUCCCUGGUCGCCCUUCAGAAGCUGUACCUGUCGAAGAACGCCCUGGUGGAAAUUCCAAAGAACCUGCCCAAAUCCCUUGUUGAGCUGAGGAUCCAUGAGAACCAUAUCAAGAAGGUGCCCAAGGAAGCCUUCCGAGGGAUGAAAGACAUGAACUGCAUCGAAAUGGGCGGGAAUCCACUGGACAAUGGAGGAUUCGAGCCUGGGGCCUUCGACGGGCUGAAAUUAAAUUACAUCCGCAUCUCGGAGGCCAAGCUGUCGGGCAUUCCCAAAGAUUUGCCGAAUACCCUUCACGAGCUUCACUUGGACCACAACAGGAUUCAGGCGAUCGAACUCGAAGACUUGAUUCGAUAUAGCAACGUCAACAGGCUGGGCCUUGGAUUCAACCAGAUUCGGGUCAUUGAGAACGGGAGCUUGUCGUUCCUGGGGAACCUGAGGGAGCUGCACCUCGAACACAAUAACCUGACCCGAGUGCCAGCGGGCCUCACGGACAUGAAAUAUCUACAGGUUGUCUACCUCCAUUCCAACAAUAUCUCGCAAGUGGACGUCAAUGACUUUUGCCCCCCUGGCUUUGGUUUCAAGAAAGCUUUUUACCACGGGAUCAGCCUCUUUGACAACCCCGUCAACUACUGGGAUGUCCAGCCUGCGGCCUUCCGAUGUGUCACUGAUCGCAUGGCUAUCCAGUUUGGCAACUACCGCAAGUAAUCGGCACCAGGAGCACCCCUCUCCCCCAAAACAGAAUUGAUUUAUGAAA
Messenger RNA from Carcharodon carcharias (great white shark), 1585 nucleotides. It is a transcript of the gene bgnb, whose product is annotated as biglycan b. The record is from RefSeq and is a predicted model, not a curated record. NCBI's taxonomy places the organism in Eukaryota, Metazoa, Chordata, Chondrichthyes, Lamniformes, Lamnidae. Gene Ontology annotation, molecular function: protein binding. The coding region runs from base 400 to 1536 and encodes 378 amino acids. The transcript has 8 exons.